This is a messenger RNA of Ochotona curzoniae (black-lipped pika), 2031 nucleotides long. It is a transcript of the gene CCDC116, whose product is annotated as coiled-coil domain containing 116. Gene Ontology annotation, cellular component: centrosome. The record is from RefSeq and is a predicted model, not a curated record. The coding region runs from base 1 to 2031 and encodes 676 amino acids. Lineage: Eukaryota; Metazoa; Chordata; Mammalia; Lagomorpha; Ochotonidae. The transcript has 4 exons.
AUGGCCAGUUUCCGCUACCACUCGGGAUACCUGGCCGAUGAUGAGGCGGCCCACAACCCCUACGUGGCUCGGAUGCCAGCCUGCAGGAAGCCGAUGCUGCCGCGGAUGGAACCCGUGUCCCGGGUAGGCUGCAGGUCGGCCCCGCGGUGGACGCCAGGCUGCUCGGGGCAGCGGGCAGCUGCUCACAGGAACCCCAAGGGUCCUCAACCCUUCGGCAGCUUCCUGGAUUUUCUGACGGAGGGCCAGGUGCUGGAGAGCCUGCAGACGGUGGUGGAGGAAGCCACUGAGCGGGUAGCCGGCAUGAAGACCGGGGCCGGCACACCGCUGGUGGAGGUGCAGGACCCGGUGCCCAGCAACGGCAGUGGUGGCGGUGGGCGGCGGGCUAGGGCCCGGCCUUCCCUGAGCACAGUCCGCCGGCACCGUGUUCAGCCAAGCCUCUGUGUGGGACGCCCCAACAACUACCCAUCCCGCUCCAGCUCUCUCUCUGAUUCUGCCGCAGCAGCGGCCGCGGCAGCAGCAGGGGGCUGGUUAGGGCCGCAUAGCCAGGACAGCGAGCUUGGGACCAGAGGCUUGCUGCCCCCCGUGAAAGACCAGCUACUGCUGGAGAAGAACCUCAGGCGGCUGCUGCGUCUGGAGAAGAAAGGGAGAUGCUUGAGUCAUUCCUCCCCGAAGGACUCUCUGGACAGCCAGACCAACCACCAGUGGCCACCGGAGCAGCCGCUGUCCUGGUUCUCCGGCCUGCUGGGCUCCAGCACUGGGACCCCGGAAGCGUCGGAGCAAACCCUGGGCGAGGAGGAGCUGACCCUCCUGCAACGUGAAUUGCAUAAGAAGAUCAAGUCGCUACUGAGCCAGCCACCUGCAGCAGCAGCAGCGGCAGGGGCAGCUGAGCUGCCUGGCUACUGCUCUCUGCGCCAGCCACACUGUGCCUUGGAUUUCCUGGCCCAGCACCAUCUGCUCGCUGCCCUGCAGAACGUUGUCAGCCAAGCUGUAGACAAGCUCAGCGGCGCCCGCCGCCGCGACGGCUGCCCUCUCUUCGCCGCCAAAGCUGCUGAACCCUGUUCGGGUCUGGCCCUAGGCCCGACGCCACCACCACCACCUGGAGACUCCCAGCCGGCCUCACCUUCCGACAAAGACUACUACUACUACUGCUAUCCCUCGCCUCCCACCAUCACCUCCGGCCCCAAGGUGGAGCAGAAGCGAAACAAGAGCAGACAGGGCUCCCCGUCCACGCCUGGUGCCCCGGUGGCCACCAGGUUCAAGCUCAAGAGCUCCAACAGUAAGUUCUCCACCAAGAAGCCGCUGCCCUCCAUCUCCCCCAAAUCCAGCCUGACCAGUCCGACGCAGCUGGCUGACCCCUGGUAUGAAGAGAUCGCAGGCUUCCUGGCGGAGCGCGCCGUCUCCCUGCUCAUCUGCAAGUACAAGUUCGAGAGCAACCUGGGCAAGAAACUGGGUUUCCUCUCCUUUCCGGUCACGGAGGCCCUGGUGGACCUGCUGUUGGGUUUCAAGAAGGUCAAGGGCUCUCGCCUCCUGCUGUCUUCUCAGACCGACUGGAGCAGCCUGGUGCACAGGCUGGAGGGUGUCAAGCCCAGGAAGCCGGCGUUGCGGCAUGCCAUGCAGCCCGGGAGCUUGCAACACCACGGGGCGCCCGCCGCUGCCGCCAGCGCCAGUGCCAGUUCCACAACCAGGCCGGCCGAGCUGAGCGGCACCCUCAGCCGCGAACGGGCCACCGAGCCGGUCUUCUCCUCGGACACUGAACUGCUGAGUCCGCAGGAGUCCACGUCCCCCGACCGGCAAACUGCGACCAGCCUGUCGGAACCCAAGUUCUCCAUGUCUUCCGCUGUGGGCGUCAGCCCCCUCAAAUCCAAGGAGAGGUUCCAAGUGGAGAACAGCGAGGGCAGUGAAGGUGACCAGGGUGCUUAUGACAAUGAAGGUGGCCAGAAGGACGAGGAGGAGGGGGCCGGGGCCCUGAACCCCGACGAAGUUGGUAUUAUUAGCCACUAUGUGAACCUGAACCACAUGGGUCCCCCAUGA